Molecule: messenger RNA, 5410 nt
Organism: Syngnathus acus (greater pipefish)
Lineage: Eukaryota; Metazoa; Chordata; Actinopteri; Syngnathiformes; Syngnathidae
Gene: ankfn1b
Product: ankyrin repeat and fibronectin type-III domain-containing protein 1
Exons: 23
Coding region: 368-4546 (1392 amino acids)
Biological process (GO): regulation of establishment of bipolar cell polarity; signal transduction; establishment of mitotic spindle orientation
Cellular component (GO): spindle
Molecular function (GO): protein binding
Source: RefSeq, a predicted model, not a curated record
GGGGUGGGGGAGGGCGGCGGGGGGGGCGCCGACGGCUCCUGCCAUGUCGAUUGGAAGGCACUUACAAGCGUUACUAUUUUGAGAGACUGGCUGUGUGCGCAGUUGCAAACGUGAGCGGGAGGGAGGGAGGUAGGUUUGCUCUUUUUAUUUUUUUUUUCCCUCAUUUUUCUGCACGUUGAGUGCUUCGCAUAAGAGGCCGAUGGCGCAAGAGGGAGACUCAAACUCGCAGCCCGUACCGAGCCGUGCCGCAGCAUCCGGGUCCGAGUGAGUCCAGACGCCACAGGUUGGUGAAGCAGCUGCGCCGAACAGGACCAGAACCUACCCCCCCCCUAACCCCACCCCCCCUCCCAAGCGUUAGAAAGGAACCAUGGCGACUUUCGGGAAACUCACUGAAUACUUUAAUCGGCGCAAAUCUCGAGAGGAGCUGCGGGUCGGCAGGAGCUCGCGGCGGAGUGGCAGCUACUGCUGCACGGUGGCAGAGGCCAGGUCGCUGGAAAGGAAGUUGCAGAGACCCAUCCUGGCCAAGUCCCGCACCCUUCCCAGCAUCCCCCAGUCCCCGCAUGUGUCCAGAGUCCAUCACUCGGAUCUCAUUGGAGGAAGUCCGCCCCGCAGAAAGAACCCACCCACUACCAGCAGCCCAAAAGCCUGCACGCUGCCACCUGAAGGCGAACUGUGGCGCUUGGAGGAUGACAUGGAAGCUGAAGACGAGCCCGAGCGAGGGGAAGCCAGACCUCGCUCCCGCUCGCCCUUUUCUCACUUCCGGGCUCGCGCCGCUUACCUCCGUAAAAGCAUCUCGGCCGACAACCACCUGGACAUGAACUGCGACGACAGCUCGGGGGCUCCGGUGGAGGACAAGCCCGCCCGCGGCGGCAAGGCCAAGCUGAAACGCAAAUUUAGUCUGGGCUCGGUGGAUCGCAAGGAGAAUCAUCACAAGAAGUCGGAGUCUGGAAUCUCCAAGUUUACCCAUCGUCUCUCCCUCAAAGAACGUCCGGCCAAAGCCGAGAAGAGCGCGUCGGAACGAGCGCAUUCCUACAGGCGACGCUCUCUUAGCGUGGAUUGGGCUGAUUCAAGCGAGAUGACUCAGCCCAUGAGGGGGGACCAGGCCCACCAGCCGACCCCGGCCCGCAAGUCAGCCAGCUUGUCGUCGCCAAGCGCGGCUCGCCGCCUCUACCGCAACUUGUCUGGAAAGUUCCGCGUGAGCACCAACCCCUCUGCCUUGGAAGACAGCGCGCCGUCGGGACGGGGAGGAGACAAGGAGCGGCUGCGCAAAACCGCCAUCUUCCAGAGCAACGAAGCUCUUUUUGAAGCCGUGGAGCACCAGGAGUUGGACUUGGUGCAGCUUCUGCUCUCCCAGUACAGCUUGGAAGAGCUGGACCUCAACACGCCAAACAGCGAAGGCCUCCUGCCCCUCGACAUCGCCAUCAUGACCAACAACGUGCCCAUGGCCAAGCUGUUGCUUCGCGCCGGCGCCAAAGAAAGCCCCCACUUUGUGAGCUCGGAAGGCCGAGCGGUCCAUCUGGCCACCUUGGUGCAGGAGGCCGAGCAGCGUGUUUCCGAGCUUCAGACCCAAGUGGGCAGCGUCGGUCCCGGAGAGCGGGAGGGGUCGGAGCGGGAACGGCAACUCAAGGCCUGGGAAUGGCGGCUACGGCUCUUCAGACGCAUGCAGACGGGUUUCGAGCACGCAAAACCUCCAGACGCUCCUAGCGCAGCACGCUUGUCUGUCAGCAGCAACACCAGUCUAACGCUUGAUUUCCAGGAACCCCAAUGCGUCAACUCGGCUGUGGUUACCAAAUACAAAGUGAGCUGGAGUUCCACGCCUUCCUUCGGCUCUGUGCUCGGAGAGGCGGUGGUGGAGGACACCAAUGUGCUGCAGUAUAACAUCACUGGACUCACCUCUGGGACCCCUUAUUACGCCCAGGUGUCAGCCUACAAUAUGAAGGGCUGGGGGCCGGCGCUCGCUUCGACCCCCGCCUGCGCUACUCCGUCCAGUUGGAGGGACGUCGACGGCCGUGCUCCCCGGCAGAGAGGCCAGAAGGAGGUUCUGGACCAGCUGCUUGCCCAAAUAAAAGAUGCCCAUCAGAGCUGCGUCUGCCACGAACAGUGCAAAGCUCCAGCGCAAGGCAGAAAACAUUCCGUCUCCAAAAGUCUGCGUCAUCUCUUUCAACCCAACAGCAAGUUUGUUAAAAGCCUCAAAAGAGGACUCUAUCUGACGUCCAUCUUCUACAGAGAUGACAGUAUCUUAGUGACCCCCGAGGACCAAAUCCCCAUCGUGGAGGUUGAGGAUUCCUACUCCAGCUCUCUAAUGCAGGAUUUCCUUUGGUUCACAAAGGUGUCCUACUUGUGGGAGGAGAUCCCCUGGUUGCAGCAAAGUCUCAGUCCAACACAGUCGUCUUGCUCGUGCACCCUGCAGACGCGACUCAAGAUGCUCCAAGCCGUCUCUCAUCUCCAGGGCAUGCUGGGAACGCAAGAUCUGGGUCAAGUUUAUUUCGAGCCCAUCAAGGACAAGCACGGCAACGCCUUGCUGGUGCUCCUGAAGGACAUGAACGCUUCUCCCAACUUGGACGGCGUGCGUUGGAUGCAACUUUGCAAACUGCAGCUUCAACGCAAGUCCAUUUCCUCACCUGAGGAACCCACCGCUCUGGACAUGCUCCUCAUCACGUUGCACGAGAAGCUUGCUUAUCACCGUCGGAGCAGGAAGCUUUUGUCUCCCGGCUUGUACUUGGGCUAUUUGAAGCUUUGCACCUCCGUGGAGCAGAUCAGAGUGCUGGUGCCUCAGAAGCUCCCCAACGUGCUCUGUCACACCAAGAUACGAGACAACAAUAACGUCUCCAGAGAGGAGUGGCAAUGGCUGCGGGCCCUCGGGUUUCUGGAGGAGCCGAUGGAGACGGAGGCCGGCGUGCAAAGCGGCCCACGGCCACUCCUGGAUGAUCUGAGGAGCGCCAUCAAGGAUCUGGUCGCCCACAUCAACGUCCCCGGCAAUCAGGCACAAGAUUUCCGGAUCUACACCCAGGAAGUGUUGGAGUUUGGGGACAAGGUGUCCUUCCUUCUUCUGCUCCCUCCUUGCGACGAAGUGUGCACAGCUCCCGGUCAGAAUAAUCCCUACUCGCCCCGCUCCGGCUUCCUCAUGCUGCCCCUGCAGAUUUUUGAAUUGGUCCACUUCAACGUCUAUUACCCCGGUUUCAUCGGCCAGUACUGCCGGGUGUCGGCCAUGUUGGAGCUGGAGUCGCUCAUGUCCCAGCAGGCCCUGAGGGAGGCUUUCUCGGAAGAAGAGCUCACCGCUGCCAAAAAAAAGCAUCAGCAGCUUCAGGAACACGUUCAGCAAAUGGAGGAGGUGUGGCGUGACGCCAGGUGGAUCAUGGAGGCCUUGCAGUACGCCCGCUACAAACAGCCCGCGGGAGGCAUCUCCAUCAGCGGCUUAAUCGAUUUCUCCAAGGAAGUGAUGCCUGACAAGCCCACCUCCAUCUCCUCCCAGCCCGACUUCAUGCCCUCCCCCUCGCCUUCACCGGAACCUUGCCGCAAGCACUCAGACUUUGCAGGCCUGUCGGAUGAGGAGGGGUCCUCCGAGGUCUUCCUCACCACAGACAGUGAUUACGACUCCAGUCGGGCUCAGAGCCCCCGGGAGCUGGACCUUCUGCCCCCGUCCCCGCUCUCCACCUCGGCGCCCCUGGAGCCCCGCGGCUUCCUCCGCAGCGACGGCAGCGGCUCGGGAGUCAGCAGAGGCGGACAAGGGGGAGGGAACGGAGCCCUGAGGGACUCCACGCCCGACGUCCUGCAGGCCUCGGAGCAGCAGCGAGGCCGGGAGUUGGGGAGGUGCGGAGGGGGAGUCUGCUGCGGGGGCGAGCGGCGGCGGGGGCCGCCGGAACUUUUUGACAGCGACUUCAUCCUGCCAAGUCGGCAAAUUGAGCUGUUACACAUCACGGAGAAGCGGCAGGCUUUCUGCGUGCGCACCAGCAGCCUGGAGUUCCCCUCGGCCACCUCCGCCAAUCACCACUCGUACUCCCGGCACGCUUCUUCGCCGGCCACCUCGCCGCAGCAACGUUGGCACAGGCCCUCGUCGGUGGACCGCUGUUGUUCGGCCGAACGCGGCUCGCAGCAGCGCCCGCCCGCUCGGACGCUAUCGGAGGACAGCGGCACCCAGCAGCUUUCCACCCCCCGCCCGGCGGCCCACCGGAAAGGCUCCCACGCCACACUCAGAGUGUACCCACAGUACCGCACGGGACUUCCCAAGGAGACCAGUGUCAAGCUUUGCGUGACUCCUUGCACGUCGGCGGGCGAGAUGGUCCAACUGGUGGUGCAAGAGAUGAACUUGGUGUCGCGGCAAAUGCUCGCCGGCGGCGGCGGCCAUCCGGAAGAGGACGCCUACCACGGCCCCGAGCAGUUGAAGCACUUUGGCCUGGUGUUGGUGGUGGACGAGCGAGAAAAGUGGCUGCAGGAUGACUUCUGCCCUUUGGAGCUGCAGAACCCCUGGCUGAGGGGUAAGUUGUGCGUGCGCAUUAAGGCCUACUCGCCACUCGCACUCAAACACGGCCGAGCCACUACCGUGUGAUGUUUUUAUUUCAAAUGAUAAAAUAGGAAAACUCUCAACUGAAAUUUUUUGACGACGACACCCUGUAGCUCCAAUGUCGGAUCUUGAAAAAAGAAAAAAACUCAAACCAGCGGAUUUGCAGUUUCAAAACAACAAGCAAUACUUUUUGUUUUGUUUUUCCACGAACAACAAAGCAUCUUCCAACAAUUGUGCAUCUUUUGAAAUGGUGUCCUGCCGUGCUAAAAAGUGGACCAGUUCAGUGUUUUGCCGUUUUGAUAUUUCCCACAAUGCAACCUUCCCCCACCAAAGGAUUUGAAAGGUGCUUUUCUUUUUAGAGAGGUGACAAUAAGUUUAAGAAAGAAAAAAAAAAAAAACCUUUGUGGCUUUGACAUUUUUCACAUUCCGUGUUUACAAGCAAUUUUUCGGGACAUAAUAGGCUUUUUUUCAUGCUCGGCGGUAUCGCAAACUUAUUGUAGCAGCUGGAGGAGGUUACCAUGACGACGCUCACGUGAGGAAAGUGUUUACAAAGUUUACUAAAAGUGUGCUCUUGUGCUUCUACUGUAUGUUGGAAAAAAAUAGUUUAUUUGCUUUUAACGUUGGCUUCUUUUCAUGUGUUAGCGCUUAGCUUCUUUUGUUGUUUUAAGUGUUUUUUUUUUUUUUUUUAAAUGAGAGCCAAUUGCAAAAAAAAAAAAAAAACAAUGCAAAUGGAGCCAGCCGAGCAGGUGUUGAAUGUAUCGUACGUAAAGGAAAGACGGCGCGCAGCCGAGGAGCGUCCCGUCCCGUAAAUGUGUUUGCUCGCCUCGUGUUUACAAGGAUGAAGGAGACAUUACGUCACUUUUUUGCUAAAAUCUAUUUUUAUUGAACAAUAAAUGAAGAUGACAACAA